AUGAAGACCGGUCGAUUGCUACUCUCGGUUACUGUGGGCGUGAUAACACGAGUUGAUGUAGUAGCGACGGUGGUGAGGGGGAGGGCGGUGGAUCCCGCUAUCCCACCAAGCAACCUCCACUACGAACCCAUCCACCACCUGUCUCCCCGACAAGCCCAAGAACCAGAACCCCCGCGAAGAACGACCAUAAUAACAGCCCGCACCACCAUCACCACCCGCCUGUCCUCCCGAACCCCAUCCCCUUCCUCCACAACCGAAGAUGACGAUACGACAAAAACCGAUGACACUCAAACAACCACCAGCGCGGUAGAAACCUCCACAACACUCAGCGCAACAGAAACUACCUCCCCCGCCGCCAGCGCCUCCCCAUCCGCAACCGAACCACCCCUUCCCCCUUCAGAAGAGGGAAGCGGUCUAUCCCCCGGCACAGCAGCCGGGAUAGCAGCCGGGGCAGUCGCAGCCGUCGCUCUCAUCGCCCUCAUCAUCUUCCUCCUCUGGCGCAAGAAAAAAGGCGGGAUCCGCGGUGCAGUCGUCACGGCUGAUUACCCUGACACGAUGAACAUGGUUGACAAUACCAAGCCGCAGCAAUACCCUGAACCGACCCUUCCAGGUGAUCUCAGCAGUAGGAACGGUUCUGUCACAAACGAUGACCCCUUCUUUCACAAAGACGAGUACGCAUUCGCUGCCGCGGGCGCGAGGAGGCAGUCGAGUUUCUCUCCGUCGCAGGUUGGUGUAGCGGUGGGUGGGAGUCCGGGGGGGCAGGGGCAGGGGCAGUAUGGGGCUUACCUACCCCCCCAGCAGCAGCAGCACAUUGCCUUUGCCCAGACUUCACCCGGCCAACCCCAGCAGCAGUUUGCUUAUGCCCCGAAUCAGGGAUACUACCAACAGCAGCAGCAGCAGCAGUACAUCCCCUCCUCUCAAGGCGGUGACCUCGGCGCAAACGGCGUGCCCUACCGCCCAGUAAGCGCCUUCACAGCUUAUCCUUCCCCAGGGCACCCGAUCCUCCCGGUGUCGCCCCUGACGCCCCACCGGCAGUCGCUCGGUAUGGCCUCACAGGCAUCACCGUAUUAUCCGCCGCACCCAUCACAGCCAUCCCGACCACCACAGGGCCCAGAAAAUGUUGCGAGCCCGAAUCUACCCAACUUCAUGAUACCCGGGGGCAUCAAGUCGAGAGCAAUGAGUUUCAGCGCCUCACAGCCGCAGUAUGAAGGGGAAGCAAGGCAAGAAUGGGCAGCACCACCACCACCCGUCCCAGCAAUGCCCACAGCCGUGGCUCUGACCUCACCCCCUCUCUCUCCCCUAAGGAGAAACCCUGUAUAG
Messenger RNA from Podospora bellae-mahoneyi, 1320 nucleotides. RefSeq lists its product as uncharacterized. Lineage: Eukaryota; Fungi; Ascomycota; Sordariomycetes; Sordariales; Podosporaceae. The coding region runs from base 1 to 1320 and encodes 439 amino acids. The transcript has 3 exons. The record is from RefSeq and is a predicted model, not a curated record.